AUGCUGUUUUCUCUGCGAGAGCUGGUGCAAUGGCUGGGCUUUGCCACAUUCGAGCUGUUCCUCCACUUGGGCGCGCUGCUGGUCUUCAGUGUGCUGGUGGCCCUACACAUGGACGUGGACAAGCAGACUCUUAAGAUGAGCUGGUGGCUUGUCUUCUCACCCUUGUUUGCUGCUGAUGGCCUCAGCACUUACUUCACAGCCAUUGUAUCCAUCCGCCUCUAUCAAGAAGGAGAGAAGCGGCUGGCAGUGCUGCGCUUGCUGUGGGUGCUGACCGUGCUCAGCCUCAAGCUGGUGUGUGAGGUGCUGCUAUGCCAGAAAUUGGCCGAACAGGACCAGGCAAGUGAUUUGUGGUUCGGGCUUAUCGUUUCCCCCCUUUUCAUUCUUCUGCAGCUGCUCAUGAUUCGUGCUUGUCGUGUCAAUUAAAGGACAAACCAUCUGCACACAUGCCAGUGGACUUAUGUGAAUGAAAUGGACUCCUGCAGGUCUCAUUCAAACCAGGAGUGAAUUUUUGUGAAGUGCAAAAUCAUAGGGACCUUUUUUUUUUUUGGUAUUCAAAUGGUUCAUGUGACCAUGGCAUCAUAAACAAUGCUUAAAAUAAUGUGCUGAUUUUUAUCAUUAUUAUUGUCUUUAAGUGCUUUGAGAUAUAUGGUCUUGAUUUUGCUUUACCCUUGUUAUUACCUUUUUAUUAUUAUUUGUACAAUUGUAAAUAAACCAUCAACAUUCAA
Messenger RNA from Carassius gibelio (silver crucian carp), 725 nucleotides. RefSeq names its product transmembrane protein 203 (gene tmem203). The record is from RefSeq and is a predicted model, not a curated record. Gene Ontology annotation, biological process: intracellular calcium ion homeostasis. The coding region runs from base 1 to 423 and encodes 140 amino acids. Gene Ontology annotation, cellular component: endoplasmic reticulum. Lineage: Eukaryota; Metazoa; Chordata; Actinopteri; Cypriniformes; Cyprinidae. The transcript has a single exon.